UGUUUUUAUUCUUUUUGCUUCUCUCCGUCCUCUUGUGUACCCUUUGCGUCGUCGACACUCGACACCCUUGUCUUACCAUCGACUCGAGAUUCCUCCUUCGCCGGAAUAUUCCAUAUAUAUACACACAGAUAGAUACCUAAAAAUAUUAACAUCGCCGAUGAUGGACUGUUCGAUUCCGACUGAAAACGGCUCCGUUACCUCUGAACGUGAUAGAUCGGCUCUGAUAUUCCUCGGAACGGGAUGCUCCAGCGCGGUACCAAACGCAAUGUGCUUGAUCCAGCGAUCUGAUAGUCCCUGCAACGUUUGCUCCCAGUCGCUUUCGAUUCCUCCUGAGCGGAAUCCUAACUACAGGGGGAAUACUUCACUGCUCAUUGAUUAUUGCCAAAGUGAUGGCAAACAUAAAUACAUUCAAAUCGAUGUUGGCAAGACUUUCAGGGAACAGGUCCUUCGUUGGUUUACUCUUCACAAGAUUCCUCAAGUUGAUUCUAUCAUUUUGACUCAUGAACACGCGGAUGCAGUACUUGGCCUGGAUGAUAUACGUUCUGUGCAACCAUUUAGCCCUACUAAUGACAUAGAUCCUACUCCAAUAUUCGUAAGCCAAUAUGCUAUGGAUAGUCUUGCUGUGAAGUUCCCGUAUUUGGUUCAGAAGAAACUUAAAGAAGGCCAAGAAGUUAGGCGAGUAGCACAGCUAGAUUGGAGGAUAAUUGAAGAAGAUUGUGAGAAGCCAUUUGUAGCUUCCGACUUAUCAUUCACACCACUUCCAGUGAUGCAUGGAGAAGACUAUGUAUGUCUUGGUUUCCUUUUUGGUGAAAAAUCAAGAGUGGCGUAUAUAUCGGAUGUAUCACGCUUUCUUCCAAACACCGAGUAUGCUAUAUCAAAAUCUGGUGGUGGACAAUUGGACCUCCUUAUCUUGGACACAUUAUAUAAGACAGGAUCGCACAACACCCACUUAUGUUUCCCGCAGACACUAGAGACAAUCAAAAGACUGAGUCCGAAAAGAGCUCUUCUAAUAGGAAUGACUCACGAGUUUGAUCACCACAAGGACAACGAGUAUCUUGAAGAAUGGUCUAAAAGGGAAGGGAUUCCAGUAAAACUCGCUCAUGAUGGCUUGAGAGUCCCAAUAGACCUAUGAAGAGAUACAGGGAGAAAGAGAAAGAGAGAUCUCACAUGGCUCCACAUCAACAUUAUCACCGAAGUUUUUGUUUUGGGUUUUGUUUACUCGUCAAGUUUUAGUUAGAAUUUCUGACCAAACGACUGAUUAUUACUUUUUUUUUUUCAGCAGAUAUACCUGUUAUUUUACGAUGUUGAUUAAUACUUUGUCAAUCAAUUUUAUAAAAGGAAAAUUGAAGAAAAGAG
Molecule: messenger RNA, 1356 nt
Organism: Capsella rubella
Lineage: Eukaryota; Viridiplantae; Streptophyta; Magnoliopsida; Brassicales; Brassicaceae
Product: putative hydrolase C777.06c
Exons: 10
Coding region: 158-1132 (324 amino acids)
Source: RefSeq, a predicted model, not a curated record